AGCCAACACCGUGUAUAUAAAGUUGCAGCGAUCGAUCACACAUUCACACGCACGCUUUAACAAUGGAUCAAUCCUCGAACCAGGCAGACAAUGGAGCCAAUUCAAGAGGAGACUCGGGAAGAGGCUUGCCUCCAUCGGAUCAGAAGGCGAAAACCAGUGACAUUAAUUCAGGAGGAGACUCCAGCCAGGUGCGGGAUGAAAGAGCAAAAACCAGUGCCAAUUCAGGAGGAGACUCCAAAAAAGGCUCGCCUCCGUCAGUGGUAUCAGAGACUCCAUCGGAUCAGAAGGCAAAAACCAGUGACAACCCAGGAGGAGACUCCAGCAAGGCGCCGGUUGAAAGAGCGAAAACCAUGAAAAGGAAUGGGGACAAGACAAAUGAUGAACUGAUGAAGGAGAUAGAGAAUAUGGUGCUGUUCAAGGAACUGAUCUCAAAACCCGUCGACUUUGUUGAUUUCUACGAUGGCCUCUCCCGCAUCUUCGAAAAACUGAGUGUCAAAAGAGGUGGCUCACACAUCAGUUUGCCGGAGAAGGAAUGGAUCAAGAAAAAGUUUGAGGACUGUGCAGGGGACAGGCACUACCUGAGCAAAGAAGAGUUUAGGAAAUUCCUCGAGGAGAUAUUGAAAAGCGGCGUAGGAUUAAGGAAUUACGAGAUGGCCAUGUAUCUAGCAGCAGUUCCCGUUCUUUCUGUCAUCAUCAAGCCCUUCAUUCCCGGCACCAUCUCUGAGAUCCCUAAUAGUUUCUUCAUUCCUGUGGUAACUUCAGCUACUGCAUUCAUUUUAGCGCACAUGAGGAAAAUAUAGCGCAGUUCCACAAGGACCACAACUAUCCGUGUUUCCCAGGAAAUUUAUGACAUCCUCAUUGCUGGGAUCAUCUCUAUCGCUAAUAUGAUUUAUAUUCUUAGCGGAUUAUUUGGGAUAGAGUGCUUAUGUGUAUGACUAUAUGAGGACAUUCAAAUCCAACAAAAUGAAUAAACAUAUUUCGGCAAGAGA
This is a messenger RNA of Nymphaea colorata (pocket water lily), 989 nucleotides long. RefSeq lists its product as uncharacterized. Lineage: Eukaryota; Viridiplantae; Streptophyta; Magnoliopsida; Nymphaeales; Nymphaeaceae. The record is from RefSeq and is a predicted model, not a curated record. Bases 63 to 800 code for a protein of 245 amino acids. The transcript has 8 exons.